AUGGAAGACAUCGAAAUGGACGACGCCUACACUCUCCCCCUAAGCGAAGACGACGACGACAUCUGCACCUCAAUCCUCUCGCGCUUCAGCAACUCCACGCGCGACGACCACCACCACCUCUGCGCAGCCAUAAGCGCCAUGUCUCAGGAGCUCAAAGACAAGAACAUCCCUUCUACCCCGGUCGCCUACUUGGGCUUCGCGUGCUCUUCUCUUGACGGCCUCUCCUCCCAGCCCGAGCCUCCCGCUCACGUGAUCGACGCUCUCCUCACAAUUCUCUCCAUUGUCUUUCAAAAAGUCUCGGCCGCAAUUCUCAUGAACAAGUCCGAGUUCCUAUCGGAGCUCUUGGUCCGUGUUCUGCAGUCGUCUUCUUUGACGGUAGGUGUAGCCGUCUCAGGGUUGAAAUGUAUAUCGCAUCUGCUCAUCAUCAGAGGCCGUGUCAACUGGUCUGAUGAAUCUUCAUUGUACGGCUUAUUUUUGAGCUUCAUUACUGAUUCUUGCCCUAAGGUGAGAAGACAAUCACAUUUGUGUCUUCGUGAUGUACUGCAAAGUUUUCAAGGAUCACCUAAAAUAGAAGAGUGUCUUUUUCUUUUGUCAAUCAACUACAAAACUGCCGUCCUCAAGUACUACAAAACUCUCUUGGAACUGCACCAACCACUUGUUACGAAGCGCAUAACAGAUAGUUUGAAUAUACUUUGUCUCAAUCCAACUACAGAUGUUUCUCCUGAAGUGUUGCUCGAUCUGUUAUGCUCAUUAGCUCUUUCUGUCUCCACAAAUAAGACAUCUGCCGAUGGGAUGACAUUUACAGCUCGUUUGCUUGGUACUGGAAUGGCUGAAGUUUAUUCCCUCAAUAGGCAAAUAUGCGUAGUUAAACUCCCCACCGUAUUCAAUGCACUCAGAGAUGUAUUGGCAUCUAAGCAUGAAGAGGCCAUACACGCAGCGACAGACACAUUUAAGAGUCUCAUUCAUGUUUGCAUCGAUGAAAGUUUGAUUAAACAGGGAGUUGACCAGAUUGUAAAGAAUGCAAAUAUGGAUACAAGGAAGUCGGGGCAAACUAUAGUUGCUGAAGUGUGUGCUUCUAUUGAAAGCUUACUUCGUUAUGAUUACAAUGGUGUCUGGGACCUUGUAUUUCAUAUUGUUUCAGCAAUGUUCGAUAAAUUAGGUGUAUACUCUUCUUAUUUCAUGAGGGGUACACUCAAAAGCUUGGAAGAUAUGGAGAACUUGCCUGAUGAAGAUUUCCCUUUUAGGAAACAGCUGCAUGAAUGCCUUGGAUCGGCUCUUGUUGCAAUGGGACCUGAAACCUUUUUGGGUCUUAUACCUCUUAAUUUGGAGGCUGAAAACUUAAGUCAGGUGAAUGUCUGGCUCUUUCCGAUACUGAAGCAGUAUACUAUUGGUGCACGUUUGAGCUUCUUUACAGAGUCAAUUUUGGGUAUGGCUAGAACGAUAAAGGAGAAAUCUAGAAAGCUUGAGUCACAAGGACGUACUUUUUCAUCAAGGAGUACAGAUGCACUUGUACAUGCUUUGUGGUCAUUGUUACCUUCAUUUUGCAACUAUGCUUCCGAUACUGCUGAAAGUUUCAAGGAUCUAGAGCAAGCCCUGUGCAGUGCCCUUAAAGAUGAACCUGAGAUUCGUAGAAUUAUAUGCUUGAGCUUGCAGAUUCUUAUUCAACAAAAUAAGAAAACUGUGGAAGAAAUGAAUGAUCUGGCUUACAGUGAAGUAGGUAGUGCCAGACAUAGAGCUUUGGCUAAUUAUACCCCUCAGGUUACAGCAGAUAACCUAAGCGUGCUCAAGUCAUCUGCUUGCAAGUUACUGGAUGUUUUAUCAGAUGUCUUUUCGAAUACCACAAAAGAUGAUGCAGGCUGUUUGCAGUCCACAAUUGGCGAGUUUGCUUCAAUAUCAGAUGAAGAAGCUGUGUCAAAGUGUUUCAAACAUAAAAGGGCACUGCUUUUAAAAGAGGUUACGAAAGCAAAAGAUUCUAGAGAUUCUAAUUCCAACCGGGCACAACUAUUUGACUUGGCAGUUUCAUUUUUACCUGGUUUAAAUGCUGAAGAGGUUGAUGUUCUAUUUGGUACAAUAAAGCCUGCAUUACAGGAUGAUGAAGGCUUGAUACAAAAGAAGGCAUACAAAGUUCUUUCAAUCAUUCUCAGGGACUGUGAUAGGUUUCUUUCAUCGAAGCUCGAUGAAUUGCUUGACUUGGUGCUGCCAUCUUGCCAUGUUUCAGCUAAACAGCACAGACUUGACUGCUUGUACCUCCUAGUAGUCCACCUUUCAAAGAGUGAGGCAGAGCAGAGGCGGCAUGUCAUCCUAAGUUUCCUGGCAGAAAUAAUUCUUGCACUUACAGAGGCUCACAAUAAGACAAGAAAUAGAGCUUAUGAUAUCCUUGUCCAAAUUGGGCAUGCUUAUGGUGAUGAGGAGAAAGGAGGGAAGAGAGAAGACCUGUUGAAUUUUUUUUACAUGGUAGCUGGGGGCCUGGCUGGUGAAACUCCUCAUAUGAUCAGUGCUGCAAUGAAGGGCUCAGCUCGGUUGGCUUAUGAGUUUUCUGAUCUUGUUUCAACCGCUAGCAAUUUGCUUCCAUCAACAUUUCUCCUCCUCCAGAGAAAGAACAAAGAAAUAAUUAAAGCUACUUUAGGUUUCUUGAAGGUAUUAGUGGCCAAAUCACAAACCGAGGGGUUGCAAUCGCACUUGGAAAGCAUGGUGGAAAGCUUGCUGAAGUUGCAAGAUGCUACUAAAAACCACUUCAAAGCCAAGGUUAAGUUUCUUCUAGAAAUGCUAGUCAGGAAAUGUGGGCUUGAUGCUGUUAAAGCUGUGAUGCCUGAAGAACAUAUGAAACUGCUUACCAACAUACGGAAGAUCAAGGAACGGACAGAGUGGAAACUAGGUUCUAAAUCUGAGGAAGCUAGAUCUCAAGUUUCCAAAGCAACUACAUCCAGGUUAAGCAGGUGGAACCAUACAAAAAUAUUUUCUGAUUUUGAUGAUGGAGAAACUGAGGAUAAUGAUAAAGAUUAUAAGGCUUCCUUGCAGCUCAAAUCCAAAGCAUCUUCAUUACGAAGAAGAACAAAUAAGAACUUGCUUGAUCAACUAGAAGAUGAGCCACUUGACUUGCUUGAUCGGCAAAGAACAAGGUCAGCGCUUUUAUCAUCCGAGAAUUUAAAGAGAAAAAUGGAGUCAGAUGAUGAGCCAGAGAUAGAUGAUGAUGGGCGCCUAAUAAUUUGUGACGAAGCAGAAUCGUACAAGAAAAAGCCAUCCAAACCUCAUUCAGUUGCAAGAAGUGAAGCUGGUGGUGGUUACUUGUCCAUAGACUCAAAGAAAACACACAAGCGGAGGAAGACAUCAGAGUCCGGGUGGGCUGCCACAGGCAAAGAGUACACUAGCAAGAAGGCUGGUGGGGAUUUGAAGAGGAAGGACAAGCUUGAACCGUAUGCAUAUUGGCCACUUGAUCGAAAAAUGAUGAGCCGUAGGCCGGAGCAUAGGGCAACUGCAAGAAAAGGGAUAUCAAGUGUGGUGAAGAUUACAAAGAAGCUUGAAGGGAAGAGUGUUUCAACUAUUCUCUCCACUAAAGGCUUCAAGGCUUAAGAAUAAAAGUAGAGUUCAGAACAAACGAGGUAGCAAGAAGAAAACUAGGUGAAGGCCCCUUUUAUGGGACUUCUUGG
Prunus mume (Japanese apricot) is the source of this 3647-nucleotide messenger RNA. The record is from RefSeq and is a predicted model, not a curated record. Lineage: Eukaryota; Viridiplantae; Streptophyta; Magnoliopsida; Rosales; Rosaceae.